Molecule: messenger RNA, 1132 nt
Organism: Gracilinanus agilis (Agile Gracile Mouse Opossum)
Lineage: Eukaryota; Metazoa; Chordata; Mammalia; Didelphimorphia; Didelphidae
Gene: ARF6
Product: ADP ribosylation factor 6
Exons: 1
Coding region: 125-652 (175 amino acids)
Biological process (GO): vesicle-mediated transport; intracellular protein transport
Cellular component (GO): cytoplasm
Molecular function (GO): GTP binding; GTPase activity
Source: RefSeq, a predicted model, not a curated record
GCAGGCCGCAGGGCGUCCUCGCGGCUGGGCGGGAUCGCUUCGGGUUCCUGGAGGCUGCUGCGGCGGUGGUGGCUAAGGGGACGCGGGACACCUGAAUGCCCCCAGCCCCGGCUCCUCCGACGCGAUGGGGAAGGUGCUGUCUAAGAUCUUCGGGAACAAGGAAAUGCGGAUCCUGAUGCUGGGGUUGGACGCCGCCGGCAAGACCACUAUCUUGUACAAGUUGAAGCUAGGCCAGUCGGUGACGACCAUCCCCACCGUGGGCUUCAAUGUGGAGACGGUGACUUACAAAAACGUCAAGUUCAACGUGUGGGACGUAGGCGGCCAGGACAAGAUCCGGCCGCUCUGGCGGCAUUACUACACCGGGACCCAGGGGCUGAUCUUCGUAGUGGACUGCGCCGACCGAGACCGCAUAGAUGAGGCCCGCCAGGAGCUUCACCGCAUCAUCAACGACCGAGAAAUGCGGGAUGCCAUCAUCCUCAUCUUCGCCAACAAGCAGGACCUGCCUGAUGCCAUGAAACCCCACGAGAUCCAGGAAAAACUGGGCCUGACCCGGAUUCGGGACAGGAACUGGUAUGUGCAGCCUUCCUGCGCCACCUCAGGGGAUGGACUCUAUGAGGGCCUCACAUGGUUAACCUCUAACUACAAAUCCUAAUGAGCAUUCACCGCCCAUCACACCCCCUCCCCAACUCCCCUCAGGAGAGAAAUAAAAAAAAACAUUCAUAGGAUUAUCACCAUCAUCACCUUCUCCAAAUGCCACUUUCUCUUCUUUUGAAUAUGGACUCUGGAGUUACUGUUUUACGGUUUGGGGGGCUUGGGUUGAGGGGGGAGUUAUCUUUUUUUUUUUGUUUUGUUUUUUGCUUUGCUUUAGGAUGCUCUAGUCUGACAUUUGACAUGAACACAAAGUACUAGGUGCUCUUGUUGACUUCCAGCAAAUGGGGUGGGGGAAAAUAUAGCAACUCUUGAUAUGGUCCUUUAUAAUAAUGGUUUGAUUUUUUUAUUUUGAGGGAAUCUUUUUUUCAAUGUAUGUUUCCCCCCCUCCAACCUUAUCACUUGCUGUAGAUGGCUUAUUUUGCAUUCAUGCAGACUAUGUUGCAAGUCUGUUUCAUCUAGUAAACUGAAAAUUAUUGCUUAA